This is a messenger RNA of Belonocnema kinseyi, 1903 nucleotides long. RefSeq names its product L-threonine ammonia-lyase (gene Srr). Bases 426 to 1766 code for a protein of 446 amino acids. NCBI's taxonomy places the organism in Eukaryota, Metazoa, Arthropoda, Insecta, Hymenoptera, Cynipidae. The transcript is spliced from 7 exons. Gene Ontology annotation, biological process: L-serine catabolic process; L-threonine catabolic process. The record is from RefSeq and is a predicted model, not a curated record. Gene Ontology annotation, molecular function: threonine deaminase activity; L-serine ammonia-lyase activity.
UGCAGUGAGGUCUUUACUCUAAACGACAGUCAACUUAAGUGGAACUUAGAACCUAAAUAUAAAAUAAUUUUACCACUAUGAAUUGCUUAAAAAUAACCAAAAGUUCAUAGUUUUUGAACGAGGUACAUACCAAUGACAAAUUUUGAUUUUAAAAUUAAUUAUUUUUGGAUGACGAUUAAAGGAAGAUGUUCUCAUCAAUAUCCUAUGAUUGGUACAAUUGCAAAAUCUAUUGGAUAUUCUUACAUGAAAACUUAUUUGCGUGUUGAUAUCAUAUUCACAGUCCAAGAAAAGUCUCACUAAUCGUUUCUAUCUUCUAUAAAGGACAACUUAUCACUAAAUGAGUGUAAAUUCAACAGUUGUCUCUGUUCAAUAAAUUUGUCAGAUUUAGAUACCACAGAUAUCAAAGAACCAUUUUAACGAAAAUAAUGGAAUCAGAGUGCGCGUCGGAUCCACAAAUUUUUGAAAAAACACCACUGCAAGAAUGUGAUGAGUUGAUUGAUCCAUUUUGUAUGGAAGAUCAUCCCCUGACAAUAACUUUCGAGGACAUAACUUCUGCUGCCUUCAAAGUGAAAACUGGAGUGAUAAACACACCAUGCGUGCAAUCGAAGCUUUCGGCCCUGACUGGUAUGGAUCUUUAUUUAAAAAAGGAAUUUUUGCAAACCACAGGAAGUUUUAAAGAACGUGGAGCUCGAAAUGCCCUGUUGAAACUUUCCCAGGAACAAAUAGAAAAUGGAGUAAUUUCUGCAUCUUCGGGAAAUCAUGCAUUGGGCUUGUGCUACCAUGGAUCCCUAUUAGGAAUUCCAGUAACUGUAGUCAUGCCUGUCGUGGCACCUAUAAUGAAAAUUACUGCCUGUCGGCAAUAUGGAGCAACUGUAAUAGUUGAGGGUCUUGAUAUGAGUGAAGCCAAAAGAGUGGCUCUUAAAAACUCAAAGGAAAACGGACUAAUUUAUAUCAACGGGUACGACCAUCCGGAUAUAAUGGCAGGCCAAGGAACCUUGGGCUUGGAAAUCGUGGAACAAGUGCCGAAUAUUGAUGCAGUAGUUGUUCCUGUUGGAGGCGGUGGACUCAUAGCUGGAGUGGCAUUAGCCAUUAAAACUCUUCAUCCAUAUGUUUCUAUAAUUGGCGUGGAGUCUGAACGAUGUCCUAGUUUCUAUUUGGCUCGCGAAAAUGGAAGGCCAAUAUUCACAUCCAUUCACUCAACUUUGGCUGAUGGUUUAGCAGUUCCCAUGGUGGGAUAUAAUGCUUUUGCAACAGCUAAUCCCUUAAUCGACAAAUUGGUGGUUGUUAAAGAAGAGUGGAUAGCUAUAGCAAUUCUCAGAUUAGUCGAGAAUGAAAAGUGUAUUGUGGAAGGUGCUGGUGCUACAGGAUUGGCUGCCAUUCUUUCUGGACAACUUGAUGAACUAAAAGGAAAAAGAGUAGUUCUGCCACUUUGUGGUGGCAAUAUUGAUACAACCAUACUGGGCAGCUGUUUGGAGAGAGGUCUUGCAGCAGAUGGACGUCUUGUCAAGUUUUGCGUGCAAGUCUCCGACAGACCAGGAGGAAUUGGAGAGUUGUGUAAUCUUUUAGCCGGUAUUGGUGUCUCCAUAAAAGAUAUCAUACAUGAACGAGCUUGGAUUAUGUCCGAUAUUUUUAGCGUUGAUGUUAAAAUUGUUUGUGAAACAAGAGACAAAGAACAUGCCCAGCAGCUCAAGGAGGUUCUCCAUAAACACUACAGAAAGAUCAUUUUCGGAGUGGAAAAUCAUGCUUCUCUUCCGAUUUCACCUUGAACUGACACAUUUUCUAUUUAUAUAUGAGUUUUUAUUUAUUUUUAUUUUGUACACAAUUAUACUGUGAUUAUACAAGGUGUUACUGUGCUAUCGUCUUAGACUGUAAUAUAUGGAUAUUAAAUUAGUGAAGCCUGAAA